ACCCCAGGUUCCGUAAAGACGCAAAGCAGCGUAAGGUUUCUUCUCUGCUUGCUGGCCAACUUCUUCGGGUUAAUGCUAGCCAUGGUCUAUUCUGCUAAUUUGGUGUCCAUGCGCCUUACUUCGAGCAAUAAUAUUGCGCCUGAGUUCAAUUCACCUGAAGACUUGCUGGCACUUCAUAAUAACCUUAGAUUUGUCUAG
Molecule: messenger RNA, 198 nt
Organism: Protopolystoma xenopodis
Lineage: Eukaryota; Metazoa; Platyhelminthes; Monogenea; Polystomatidea; Polystomatidae
Source: the annotation of a GenBank genome assembly